UGUUGUAUGUUGGCUUUUUAUACCUGCACAUACAAUUUUAUUCCAACAACCAACUUUAUCAAACAUGUUUAUUUAAGAGCCAAUAGUAAAAUAACCAACAUAAAAAAAAACCAAUACAAAUAACUGGUUAGAUUAACUCUAGGAAAACAACCAGCAGCCAACAACCAACAACCAAUUUCCAAACAAGGCCAUAAUGUCUUGUUUUAACAAAGGUAGGUGAGUAAAAUAUUACCAAAUGGGCCCUGUUCUUUUGACUUUUUAGCAAGUAGAGCAGAGCAACUAAUUCUUACUUAGCAUAGCUGAAUAGAGUGAAGAGAGCAAAACAGAUUUUAAUGGAGCAGAAAAGAAUAGGGCCUAACUUGUUUAAUAUCCAUGCGAACACGAUCCGUAAGACCGCAACUCAAAAAACAAAAAAAAAAAAAGAAAAAAAAAAAAAAAAAAAAAAAACAUACAAGUACUAGUGGGGAAGUUUAUCUGCUUGGGUCGCAACUCGUUCCUUUAGACCGACCAGGGAAUGAGCUUCGCAGUGACAACUCCGCCAUUGCCACUCCAUUUCAACUCCUCUUCCAAUUCUUCGGUGGCCAAAUCUUGCCUUUAAACCCGACAAUUCCAACCUAUAAAUGGCGGCUUCUCAUUGCUUAUGAUGGCACCAAUUAUGCUGGGUGGCAAUAUCAAGCAUCACCACCGACAGUGCAGUGUGCCAUAGAAAGGGCAUUGAUCAGAAUCACAAAUUUAGAUCGAAAGGAUCUAAAUGUAGUUGGUGCAGGCAGGACUGAUACAGGAGUGCAUGCUUGGGGCCAGGUUGCACAUUUUGUCACACCUUUCAACUAUGAUUCGUUGGAUGAAGUUCAUGCAGCAUUAAAUGGUCUUCUCCCAUCUGACAUACGUGUGAGGGAGCUAAGCCCUGCAUCGACAUUGUUCCAUGCCCGUUUUUCUGCUAAGGGAAAGAUUUAUCGUUAUAGCAUUUAUAAUGGUGCUGUCAUGGAUCCAUUUGCGCGUUCUUAUGCAUAUCAUAGCUUAUAUAAACUCAAUGUUGCUGUCAUGGCAGAGGCUGCAAAGUAUUUUAUUGGAAAGCAUGACUUUUCAGCCUUUGCUAAUGCAAUUCGUAAUGACCGAGUACGGGAUCCUGUCAAGACUAUAUCUCGAUUUGAUGUCACUGAAAGGGGACCUCUUGUGGAGCUAGAAGUUGAAGGCUCAGGUUUCUUGUAUAGACAAGUUCGAAACAUGGUUGCGCUGUUGCUUCAAAUUGGAAGGGAGGCGAUUCCACCUAAUAUAAUCCUUGAUAUCUUGGGAACAAGAGAUCGUAAAGAAUUGGCUAAAUAUGCCUUAUCUGCACCACCUCACGGGCUUAGUCUAAUAUCAGUUAAUUAUAAUGAAGAGCAUCUGCAGCUUCCAUCAAAUUGCCCUCCAGUGAGUUUGGGUAGGCGUAGUACUGUAAGCAAAUAUUUGAGCAAUGAGCUUCUAGAGUAAAAGCAAGGCUGCUAAUUUCAAUCUAGUCUUGAUGCAUGUGAGAUAUAUGGAUUAGAUAAGAUGGGGUAAAAAUAAUUAUGUUGAUCGAUCUAUGCCCAUCUGUUCCUCCCUAUCCGACCUCCUGUUGCCUCCACUCCGCCCAUCAAACAUUUUGCAUUUUCAACAACUUUACAUUCUUCAGCAAAAGUCCUUGGGGGCUUAAAAGGGGGUCGUGUGGGAGCGAG
Chenopodium quinoa (quinoa) is the source of this 1694-nucleotide messenger RNA. Its product is annotated as tRNA pseudouridine synthase A 1-like. Gene Ontology annotation, biological process: tRNA pseudouridine synthesis. The record is from RefSeq and is a predicted model, not a curated record. Gene Ontology annotation, molecular function: RNA binding; pseudouridine synthase activity. The transcript is spliced from 7 exons. Bases 373 to 1470 code for a protein of 365 amino acids. NCBI's taxonomy places the organism in Eukaryota, Viridiplantae, Streptophyta, Magnoliopsida, Caryophyllales, Amaranthaceae.